Messenger RNA from Rosa rugosa (rugosa rose), 1254 nucleotides. Its product is annotated as zinc finger BED domain-containing protein RICESLEEPER 2-like. The transcript is spliced from 3 exons. Gene Ontology annotation, molecular function: protein dimerization activity; DNA binding. Lineage: Eukaryota; Viridiplantae; Streptophyta; Magnoliopsida; Rosales; Rosaceae. The record is from RefSeq and is a predicted model, not a curated record. Bases 1 to 1254 code for a protein of 417 amino acids.
AUGUUAGAUAGGUCAGUGGGUUCAAUUCAAAAUGCAGUUAAGUUUUUUAGGAGCAGUUCAUCCAGGUUUGAAUUGUUCAAGAAGUGUGUUGAGAAAGAGAAGCUGGAAUCUAAGAAAAUCUGUGUCUUAGAUGUCCCAACUAGGUGGAAUUCAGCAUUUAUUAUGUUGGAGACUUCCAUAGAGCUUAAGAAAGCCUUUAAUAGGAUGGCUGACGAAGAAGACAGCAAGUACAAUAGCUAUUUCGAUGAACCUGAACGUGAAGACACUGAUGGGGAAGAGGAUUGUUUUAUGGUGGUUGAUCCAAAGUCCAGAAAGAGAAUUGGACCACCAAAUGACCAUGAUUGGGAGAAAGCUGCAAUAUUUGUGCAGUUCUUGAAGGUCUUCUAUGAGGUAACCUUAAGGGUUAGUGCAACAAACAGGCCUACCUCACAUCGAGCAUUCCAUGACAUUGUUAGCAUUAAAGCUGAGAUAGAGGACUUGUUCGAUAGAGAUGAGGAAGAUUUUGAGCAUAAGGCACACAAAACCCUUUAUCAGAUGGCUGUGAAGAUGAAAGCCAAGUUUACGAAGUACUUUGCAAAGCUGGAGGACAUGAACCAGCUUCUUUUGGUAGCUUUGGUGUUGGAUCCUAGGUAUAAGCUUAGGAAUUUUGGCAGGACUUGUCGAGAUAUGCUUGGAUAUGAUGGUUCGCAAGUUAAGAAGGCAUCAGAAGAAUUGAAAGAGUUAAUUGUGCAGCUUACUGACUUGUAUGCAUCUUCAAAUGGACCUCAGAAAGAGUUGAGGGAAUCAGAAGAGGUGGUUGUGCAACAUGAAGUGGAUAGAUAUUGUCUUGAUCCAAUUGAAGAUCCUCCUAAAGAAGAGGAUUGGGAUAUUUUGAUGUGGUGGAAACUUAAUGGAGUGAAGUACCCAAAUCUGCAACUUGUCGCCAAAGAUGUGCUUGCUGUCCAAGUUAACACUGUGGCUUCUGAGAGUGCCUUUAGUACUAGAGGUAGGGUAAUUGAUCCCUAUAGAAGUUCAAUGACUCCAAGAACUGUGGAAGCACUCAUAUGCAUGCAAAAUUGGAUCAAUUCUACUAGCAUAUCCGAGAUUGAGUACUUUCCAACUACCGAAGAGUUCGAAUUCUAUGAAAAAAUGGAAAGAGAACAUCAACUUGAGGAUACUGCCUCAAGUGAAAAGGGUCGUGCGGGAAGACUCUCAAAGGCUGCAAAGAUAACAAUCAAUAUUGAUGCAGCAGUAGAUUCAAAUAUUUCAUCUUGA